Helobdella robusta is the source of this 378-nucleotide messenger RNA. RefSeq lists its product as hypothetical. Bases 1 to 378 code for a protein of 125 amino acids. The record is from RefSeq and is a predicted model, not a curated record. The transcript is spliced from 2 exons. NCBI's taxonomy places the organism in Eukaryota, Metazoa, Annelida, Clitellata, Rhynchobdellida, Glossiphoniidae.
AUGUACAAAACCAUACACAGACAGUCACAGGCCGAUAAACAGAAAAAUGGAUUCAAGUGCCGUACACAAACGUACAACCACUGGACAGUAGGCACAUGCUUUUAUAUAAACAUUCCUAUAAAUCAUGGACGUCAAAUUUGCGGUCCACAACGAGAGCCACAACGUUAUGGUCUGGUCGCCAGAAGAGAACUGGAUCAAAAAGAACACGAUGACAUCACAAGUCACGUGAUGCAGACGGCGAAGAAAACAAAACCACCUGAAUUUUAUUCGAUUAUACAUCAAAUUUGGAAGAACUACAACGACCCGGCUAGAAGUUUUUGUUAUAUAGAAAGACGCAGGCUGCAACAACCUGUUGAGAUUGACAAGGAUAUCGUGUAG